Messenger RNA from Cuscuta campestris, 825 nucleotides. The record is from the annotation of a GenBank genome assembly. NCBI's taxonomy places the organism in Eukaryota, Viridiplantae, Streptophyta, Magnoliopsida, Solanales, Convolvulaceae.
CUAAGUUGCUUCACAUUUUGAUUGUUUUGGUGCUGCUUCUUGAUGUUUUGGCUUUGAAUCAGCAAAUGAUUCUAGUGCACAGAAUGAUUGGAAAGGUGCAUGGUGGCAUAGUAGCCUGACCAGUCACUCUGGUUUUGUCAAGGAAGACAGCCCCUAUGCAUCAAAUACUCAGCCAGGAACAUAUUACUUUGAAUUCUCCAGGCCUUUAACAACAAUGGACCGUCUGCAACAGGAUGUUCAGUUCACAAUUGGUAAAGCAAGUAAGAUUUCUGCAGCUCUGUGGUACCCCGAUGAUGGGAAACCGUGGCAUGGAUCUGCACAUUACUCAACUAGCUGCGAUUGGAUACCAAUGGACAUUAUGGCAAGCAUUAGUGGUUCCAAGUCUGUCGAGGCAGCAGUAAGCAAUCCAUGGGAUGCUGCAACUGCCUUUUCUCUUCUGUUUUCUGUUGUGGCUUUCUGCACGUCUCUUUUCAUUGGCCAUCGAAUUUCAACAUCUAAGGAAAUCCGUUUCACACCCAUGGACAAUCUUUAAGAUGUGGUUGCCACUUGAGCUUGUUUGCCUUGCUUGAAUCACCAAAAUUUUCCAGUGUGUUUGGUUUGGUUACCGAGUCCUAUUGGUAUGGUUACAGACUUAUUGACAUCACCCCAAGGAUGUGAAGAGAGCGCCAAUUCUUGUGUGCAAAUGAGAUGUUUGUCUUUUUAAAUCCGUGAUUGGUUGAUUUGUUACAGUGCUGAUCAUAUUAGAUCAACUUUACUACUCAUAUCACUGCAAUAUAUGUAUCCUUCUAGAAUACGUGAUACGAGUCACAGUUUUGAUGUUUAUGU